Messenger RNA from Prunus armeniaca (apricot), 162 nucleotides. Lineage: Eukaryota; Viridiplantae; Streptophyta; Magnoliopsida; Rosales; Rosaceae. The record is from the annotation of a GenBank genome assembly.
AUGGUCGAGGCGUACCUCGGGGAGGAUGCCAAAGUCGAUUCCUCAAGCAGCUCAAAAUCUGACGGUGAGGAGGAAGAAACGACUCCCCCUGCCCAGUCGUUGAGUGCCCGAGAGGAUGACGGCGGGCCGACACCGCCCAAGGCCGAUCUUCCAACUCCUUGA